This is a messenger RNA of Zonotrichia albicollis (white-throated sparrow), 6463 nucleotides long. Its product is annotated as purpurin. Gene Ontology annotation, molecular function: retinol transmembrane transporter activity; retinoid binding. The record is from RefSeq and is a predicted model, not a curated record. NCBI's taxonomy places the organism in Eukaryota, Metazoa, Chordata, Aves, Passeriformes, Passerellidae.
UGAUGUAUCGUAUUCCCAUGAGAGGCUACUAGAAGGAACAUUUUGGGAAGGAGAGAGCUGUAGUAUUUCUGUAACUGGAAAUGCUGACAAAAUUAGCUAGGAAGAAUUCACAAAAAAAUGUUUCACUGCACAGGAGAACUGAGGAGUCUCAAGAUUCUGAUAAGAACAUGAAGGCUAAACUGUAUUUUUGCACUUUUUUGUCCCCUUCCCCAUGUAGGUAAUGCAUAAUGUCUUCCUACUCUUGAAAGGAUCACCAAUUUGAUGAUGCAGGUAUGAGAAAAGCUAAUUAUGUACCUGCUCCAUGCAAAUUGUUAAAACACGUGCCUAUGCAGAUACAUGUGUGUAGGCCAAGUGUUUCUCUAAUUAAUGCUCUGUUCUUAUUCUCCUCACAUGUGUUAGAGGCAGAAAGACUUCAAUGAGACAAAGCAGUGGCACAAUCAAAUCAUCAGAUUUAUUAGCUUUCUGGGCAGCUUUUCCCAUUAUGUAAAAGCUGUGUUUGUAUUAGUAUAGCAGUCAGACCCACCAGUGUGAGGAUUACAGUUGGUUUUUACAUAAUGGAUUAUCCAAGAUUAAGUGUUUUAUUCAGGCACACGAGCAAAAAUAACCAAUUAGUGACUUUGUAGAUUCCUUAUUUAAAGGGAGCUGGAGGGCAAUUGACACAAAACCCUCCUGCUACCUGCAGUCCAAAGACUGAAGCAGAGUAGUCUCAAGGAUCUCCAACAUCUCCACUCAGCAGGUAGGUCUCUCUUCAGCAGAGGUGGAUGAGACUGGCAUAUCUUGCAGCAGAGAAAUGCAGCUUGCAUGGCAGCAGCUAGGAACAGCCUAGUGUUGCUGCAUGGGUGUUUGGGCUCUGGGUUGGGAGCUCAGCUUGAAUGGUGCUGACAAGUGUUAGAUAACUGUUUUAUCUUGGCAUUAGGACAGGUAUUCAGUGUCAAAUACUCUGCAAGAAUGUGUAAUGAAGGUUCUCUCUUCCUGAAGUCUGAGAAACAAAUAUGCUGGCAUAUGGAUGAGGUGGGAUACCCCAGGAGAAAAACAGCCAUGAUCACCUAGUGGUUGUGGUGCAAUGACAGAUUAAGCCUCUAGAAAAUUAAUAUUAUUUGUCAUGUUUGUUGAAGGAAUGGUCAGAGGGCAGCCAAUACCAAGGUGUGUUAUGCCAUUAGAGUAGGCACCCAGAAGAGGCCUGUUUUGGUGAGCAGAACUGGAGAUAAAGAACAUGGCUUUGCUGGCUUGAAAGCAAAGUGGACACUCACUGUGAAAUAAUUAGAAACAACAUCUUUACAAUGUACAGUGCUUUACCAGAGCUCAUCAGAACAUUUUUCUUGCUGCAAAAACAAAAUUCAAAACAUUUCAAUUUUUUACCAAAUCUUACUGACCUUAUCCAUAGUCUGGCUUGAUUUAUAAUGCAAAAAUACAAUGAAUUGCAUUACUACUUCUGGCAAGCAAAAUACUUCUCCAAAGUAAUUGCCAUCGAUGUUCGGUUUUGGCUGAAUUUAGGCACCACAAUUACUUGGUAUCAAUGGAAGAGCUGGUUGUCACUAUCAAUGGAUAGUAGUAUGGGAAAAAACUAGUCUUAAAUGGUGGAAAUGCAUCUGUAGCACUAUCUACCUCCAUCUACUGCAUGAAAUAAACCCCCAUGUUUGCUUUUGUCUUGCAGAAUGAAAUACGCACAGUAUGUUUUCCUGGCCUCGGUCUUCUACACUGUUGAAUAUAGCCUAGCUCAGACCUGUGCAGUGGAUUCUUUCUCUGUGAAAGACAAUUUUGAUCCAAAAAGGUAUGCAGGGAAAUGGUAUGCCCUGGCCAAGAAGGAUCCAGAAGGCCUUUUCCUUCAGGACAACAUCUCUGCUGAAUACACUGUGGAGGAAGACGGCACAAUGACAGCAUCCUCCAAAGGCCGAGUGAAGCUUUUUGGUUUCUGGGUGAUCUGUGCUGACAUGGCUGCUCAGUACACGGUACCUGACCCAACCACUCCAGCAAAAAUGUAUAUGACCUACCAGGGACUGGCCAGCUACCUCUCCAGCGGUGGGGACAACUACUGGGUGAUUGACACUGACUAUGAUAACUAUGCCAUCACCUAUGCCUGCCGCAGCCUGAAGGAGGACGGCUCCUGUGAUGAUGGCUACUCCCUGAUCUUCUCGCGCAACCCCCGUGGCCUCCCCCCAGCCAUCCAGCGCAUUGUGCGCCAAAAGCAGGAGGAAAUCUGCAUGUCUGGCCAGUUCCAACCUGUGCUCCAGUCAGGUACUUCAGCCUAAUUAGCAAACUCACUGAGUUGCACAGUAGGUGAUUGCAUUUGCUGUUAAUGUGACAGAACUACAGCAAAACACAGCUGUUCUUUUUUAGUAACCUUUUCCUCAUGUUAGAUCUAGUAGGAAAAGAGCUACAAAGGGAAAUCCAUAAAAGAACAAGAGCCUGCUACAGGCUAGUUCUGCAGCCUUAAGAUUGCAACUUACCGGAAUCCUGUGUGUUGAACCUGGUACACUACCAGAUGAAGAUCAGCCUUGUUACUGUAGUAGACAGUACAGGGAUGGAUGCAACAAGCCGGGGUUUCUGCACCUGGAAAUCCUUGUCCUGGCCACUUGCAUAAUAGCGUCUUACCAUGGGUCCAUGCAGUGUCCCUCAGGAAAAGAUGAAAAGGUGCCUCCAGGAAGGACCAUUCUCACCCUCAGUUCCAUCAUGACCUGUGUCCUGUGUGGUCUGAGUAGCAGGGAUGAGGGGCUCUGAGCAGCAUUUCUGACUGUGUCAGCUGGCAGUGGGAGUCAGCAGCUGCUCCACAUACAUGUAAACAGACCAUGUUUAAAGCCCAUUUUGGGAACAUUUUUCUGGAGGUACAGGAAUUGAUCUUCUAGUUCAAAUGCUGCCCAUGAAAUAGGCGGACAUAUUUUUAGGGCUCUGCAGAAGGCAGAAAUUCUUCUUUGCUGGCAGUUGAGGACUCACACUCUUCACAACCUCACCUACUUGGUCAGAAGUUGACCCCUUACCAAGCCACACAGCACAUGUGCUCUGCACUGUGGCACAAGGAAUGGCAGCUAAAACCUCCUGAACAGCACAUUGUUGUGUCAGCCAGUCCUCCACUACAGAGCAGGUACUGGCAUCACCCAAGGCCAUGGCCUGGGCAUCCCUGCCCCAUAGUGCUCUGUACCGCUCCCUGUAGCAGAGGGAAGGCAGCUGGUUUGCAGGGUCAUGGAUUGGUCCUCAGGAAAGCCAAAAGCCCAUGGCUAGCUAGGAAAGGCUGCCUGUGUCUGUGCCAAUAGACAGAGAGAAAUGCAAACUUUUGCACCCUGCCCCCUAGUCUUGUACUGUGAUUCAGAAGUACCCCAGGAGGGUUGUAAUUACAGCUUCAGUGGAGAUUUAAUGGCUAUUAAAGCCCUUUGCAAAUUUACUUACACAGACUAAAGUUUACUUUUCUUUCUUUCCAGGGGCCUGCUAAAAGUAUGCUUCUGAUCCUAUCCUUAAGCACAGAAACCAGACCUCUUGGUCUUGAAGUUGCCACUCAACUAAUAAUUUUAAAAAAUCAUAGUAUGGAAUAGUGUGUUUUUUCUGAAAAACACAUGAAAAUAUUGGGGGAUCUUUAAACAGUGUGCAAUAUAAUAGUGAUAUUUGAAUUUCCAAGGGAAUACCUAAUGUGGCAUUUGUCAAUAAAUGUUUUGGAAAAAAAGGCAUGUCUGAAACUGGUUUUUAUUGCCUGUUGUCCUGUCUGUUGGGGAAGCACUGAGGAUGCUCACUGAGGAGCAGUGAGACAGCAGCAAGGGUGUUCCCAGCACAGGUGGAGCAGUGUCACUCCCCAGCUCUGAACAGGGCAGGCAGGGCAAGGAUGGUGAGAGGGGCACCUGACAGCCCUGACAGGGCUGAUUGUCGGACACCAGCAUGGUGACAGGGUAAACUCUAGGAUUCACACAGAAAGUCCAGCCAGUAAGGGCAGCAAGGCACAGGGCACUAUGCAGGCACAUCACUGAGACAGCUCCAUCCAAAAACAGGACUAAAGAGCACAUCUGAGGCAGAGCUACCUGCAGCAAAGUUCCCAACGGGAGAACCACAAAUGCAAUAAAACAGAUGCUACUUUCAAUGACAGUGGACAAUGCUUUAAAUGAGCAGGUGCUUGCAUUUCUAAUGGCAUUAACAGUAAUUUGCUCCUCUCUGCCUUGAUUAUCCAGUUUUCAGUAUCUGAAAGGUAUAGAACUGAAAGAUAUAGCAUGGACUGGGUUUAUGGCAAAGAAUUUCACAGACAGAGAAAGCCAAAGAAGAGUACCUGGAAAUCUCCACGUAGAAAAAGGGUAACCUGAGUCAGUGUUAUUGACAUGCAUUUUCCACUGCUUUUAGUAAAACCACAUUCACCUUGUGUUUCCUAAUAAUAAAAAUCCGGUCUAGAACACCCCAGUAUCUUGCUGAACCCUGCAGUUUAUUAACUACACAAAGUUUUACAAGUCAUAAUUACCAAGCACUGAGGUAAGACCAAGCUGAACAGCCCCUGCCCCUGAGGCUUCAAAAAGGUGUGUGGAACAAGGCUGAUAUUGACUGAAGACCCUCAGAACACUACAGUGUUAAACAGCUGCAAGAUGCUUGCUCAAUCUUAUCCACAGUAACCAGAAAGAGUAUGGAAAGCAGAGACACUCUCCAGGACCACAGACAUUAUCCCAGGGAUGCAGUGAAGUCUCUCAAACUUGUAUUUCCCACAAUUUCCUGGCAAUACUCGUAAGGCUCUCAACCCGCUUGAACAAACAUGUCCUUGCUCCUCAGGUCUAGGGAAAGUUACCCUGACAGAGAACAAGAUUGGGAGCUACCACCUAAAGCUAAGGACAGAAACAGAGGAGCACUAGCAGGCAAUGCUAACAAAACCCCAUACAGACAGAGAACUACUCAGUGUUGAAAAAAUAUCAGCCUUUUCUGCUGGACUAAGUGCAAGGUCAGUGCAUUGACUGAAUGUUCUCCACUUCCACCUUUCUCCCAGCAGGAAGUAUUGGGGUGGAAUCUGUGACCUUAGGACUUGUAUAACAACUGAUUAGACAGCACUAACCCUUAGCUGAAGAAGCAUGGCCUUUGGCCAAAACUGUCAGACCAACACUACAAGAAGUGGGAUUUUUUAAUGUCUGUGGUUAUACUAAUUGUAUGACCAGAGCAGAUGAGAGUUGUAGCAACAAGAUACAAACAAUAUGCAGGACCCAGUGCAUCUGCUUGGUGUAGUCUGUCCAGACAAGAUAGGCAGUGCAAUUCCUCUUUAGCCACACGAGGCAAAGCCUGCAGGAUCACAGAAAUAUAGAGGUGAUUCUGGUUGAAUACACCAUGGUUGAGUUCACGUGCCCCAGUAAUUGUACUUGGGGGGGAGUAUGUCUCCAUCAGGACCACAAGCAAGUCCUCAAUGUAUGAUGUGGUAAGUUAAUGAACAGAUGGGAGCUACAUCAUAUCCAUUUGUCUCUAAUGACUGCAGGAAAUGUGAAAGACAAGGUAGGAUACGCAGGCAGUCAUGAGUGUAUGCUGAUGAGACUUACACUACUCUUGAAAUUCUCUUGAGUUCAACAUGAAACACCUCAGGUACAUCUACAGGCAGACAUCUGUCUGCUGUUUGAGCUGGUUGAUGAAAAGCAGUCUGUUAUUCCUGGGUUUUAAGAGCGUGUAUAGGUCCCAAGUCAUAAUCUCUAUCCUGCACAAACUUUCCACUAACAAGACAAAAUAAAAAAAUUGUUUAUACAUUAAAAGGACUGUUGUUUUGUCCUCAGAAGGUCCUUUAGUGCUGGCAGAAAGAAUAUGACUGUGCAACAGCAGGAGGGACUCUGCAAGGAUAUUGUCCUUCAAACACCAGUGAACCUCCCCCAGCAAGGACACUGUGAAUCCUGAGAUCAGAGACUAUGAUACCAUCUUGAGUUAGACCAGUUUUCCCUGGGCUGUGGUGACUGAGACAAUCUAUGCAUUUAGGUUUCUACUUCAGCCUCGACAUUUUUUAUGUUUCAGUUACAUGUAAUGUUGGAAUUUCCCCAAGUCGAGCUAUUUUACCCCUUGUGGUGGUAGUCACAGUGAGCAGCUGCAUGGUACCUGGUCGCUUGCUGGAGUUCAAAUAUGACAGUCCUUGAGAACAGUCUUUACUUUAAAGAUUAAGUUGAAAGUAGAGCUGUAAGCAGUUUCUACAACACAAUGAUCAGAUCUUGUUUUUACAUGGUUCAUGUGAAUGAUUAAUAACCAGUUUUAUUUGCUCUCACAAAAGAUGGUAACAAAUGUAGCAUAUACACAAUUAGACAAUGUAAAAUACUCAGCUGAAAGGUUCUUUCAGUUGCAAAAUGGUUAUAUAGCCUCACAAGCUUUUGUUUCAAGCACAGGCAAAAAAUUCCAUGUUGCAGUUACAUAUUCUUAUUUGGACUAAUGAACAGCAAAAGACAUACAUGAGCGCUCUGCAGCCUUGCUUUGGUUAUGAUACUACAGAACUACUAAGCACCUGCUAUUCACACUUGGUGCUAUGGAUACUUGGCACUUCUGAAAA